Molecule: messenger RNA, 7249 nt
Organism: Scatophagus argus
Lineage: Eukaryota; Metazoa; Chordata; Actinopteri; Scatophagidae
Product: ADAMTS-like protein 1
Exons: 26
Coding region: 925-5478 (1517 amino acids)
Biological process (GO): extracellular matrix organization
Cellular component (GO): extracellular matrix
Molecular function (GO): metalloendopeptidase activity
Source: RefSeq, a predicted model, not a curated record
UUUCACAUCUAACGUUACUGUUGUCUUACCCUGGUUUUUAACCCAUCACCCAGUGAUGUGUUGGCACUACUGGCCCACUAUUUGGUCAACUGUACAAUGUACGUGUACAUUGUCCAUAUGCAGCCCUCAUGGUACUAAGCAACUCUUUCAAAUGUUAUUUUGUAUUACAAUAAAAUCAUGAUGCGUCUAAAAAUCUUCACAGUUACCUGAGAGGACCAUCUUACCUAAAGGUUGGACAUGCAUGCAACUCAAAUGGGCCAUAAAAAUGGGGCAUUUUAUUUACUUUUUGGUACAAGGACUUGAGAUGUGCUAUUUAGAAUUUCCUCCAAGUCAUUGUAGAAGACUUUUAUCGAAACCACAAUAUAAAUGAGAACAAACAUCUAUAAUUGAGGGUGCAGAGUUACACUGUACUAUGUUGUUAGUGAAAUCAGUGCAGUCUUUGGUGCAAACGUCUGUCUUUAAAGCCUCCAUCAUCAUGCACACAAACAGAAAAGCACCAAGCAUCACUGACACCAUUAAACUCGCACGUCUGUGCACCGAGCAGCCUAUCAGCGCGUAACGGCUCGGGACGGGAGUGUGUUUCUUUAAGAAUGUAAGGUGGGUGAGCCCCUUUUCCUGACGCACGCCUGGUAUGCAAACAUAAAUUUAGCAGCAACGUGUGUGCUGGGGGAACAAAAUAUCUGGAAGCGACCGUGAAGUGUCAUGUCGUCUGCAGCAGUUCUUGGCUGACUCUUCUUCUUCUUCUUUUUUUUUUUUAACCUGUUUCUUCCUGUGCAAACUGGAGCAGGAGCGCAGCGCGGAGAAGAGAGCCGACUUCUUUGCUGCCUGGGUGACUGGACAGACUGGGACAGACGGACAGGGAGCGGGCAAUCACCAAUUGUCUUCAUACAGUUUGAAAUCACGUUGAAGUUGUCAGCGUCAGACAUGACAGGCGUCUGCUUUUGGACGACCGGACUGGUUCUUGUGGCGGUUUGUGUAGAGGUUGCUGUAUGGGCUAGCGAUGGAGAUGCAGUGUUCAUAAGGGAAUUCACUCUGAUUCGCCGAGACCACCUUCCAGAAGAGCCUCUCCAUGAUGUCAGCCAAAAACCAGAAGACCCUAGCUCACGGACGGCCCGAUCAGAAGAAGACAGAGACACUCUGUGGGAUGCCUGGGGCUCAUGGAGUGAAUGCUCCCGUACCUGUGGAGGAGGAGCCUCAUACUCCCUUAGACGAUGCCUCAGUUCCAAGACCUGCGAAGGGCAGAAUAUCAAAUAUCGCACAUGCAGUAAUGUGGACUGUCCUCCAGAUGCGGGUGAUUUCCGUGCCCAGCAGUGCUCAGCUCAUGCAGAUGUGCGAUACCAGGGUCAGUAUCAUGAGUGGCUGCCUGUGUACAAUGACCCAGACAACCCCUGCGCACUCAAGUGCAAAGCCAAGGGCUCAGGCCUUGUGGUGGAACUGGCCCCCAAGGUGCUGGAUGGAACCCGCUGUUACACUGAGUCCUUGGACAUGUGUAUCAGUGGAGUCUGCCAGAUCGUAGGCUGUGAUCAUGAGUUGGGCAGCACAGCGAAGGAGGACAACUGCGGCGUCUGCAAUGGAGAUGGCUCAUCCUGCAGACUGGUGCGAGGACACUAUAAAUCCCAACAUGCUUCAGGAAAAACCGAGGACACUGUUGUUGUCAUCCCCUACAAGAGUCGUCAUGUACGUCUUGUCCUGAAAGGCCCGGAUCACUUGUAUGUGGAGAGCAAGACACUACAAGGGGUAAAAGGUGAACUGGUCUUUGAUAGGUCAGGGCAGUACCACCUGGAGAAUACCACCUUGGACUUCCAGAAACUUUCAGAUAAGGAGGUCCUGAGAAUAACUGGCCCACUCGGAGCUGAUUUCACAGUCAAAGUGCAGUAUGCCAGUGGAGCAGACAGUGUGGUUCAGUACAUCUACUACCAACCCAUCAUCCACCGCUGGAGAGAGACCGAUUUCUUUCCUUGCUCCGUCACAUGUGGUGGAGGGUACCAGCUAACCUCAGCAGAGUGCUUUGACCUUCGGAGCGGCAGAGUGGUUGUGGAUCAGUAUUGCCAUUAUUACCCAGAGAACAUCAAACCUAAACCCAAACUCCAGGAGUGCAACAUGGAGCCUUGCCUGGCAAGUGAUGGCUACAAGCAAAUUAUGCCAUAUGACCUCUACCACCCCCUGCCUCGAUGGGAGAGCAGUCCCUGGACUGCCUGCUCCACCUCCUGCGGUGGAGGCAUCCAGAGUCGCUCAGUAUCCUGUGUGGAGGAAGACAUGCAGGGUGUCAUCACACCCACUGAGGAGUGGAAGUGCCUCUACUCCCCGAAGACGGCUAUCCUGCAGCCCUGCAACACCUUUGACUGCCCCAUCUGGCUGGCACAGGAGUGGUCACCUUGCACGGUGACCUGUGGUCAGGGUCUGCGCUACAGGGUGGUGUUAUGCAUUGAUCACAGAGGACUACAUGCUGGAGGUUGUAACCCCACCACCAAGCCUCACAUCAAGGAGGAGUGCCUGGUGACUGUGCCCUGUUAUAAAUCUAUAGAUACCCUUCCAGUUGAGGCAAAACCUGUGUGGCAUAAGCAGGCCAUAGAGCUGGAAGAGGAGGUCAUGGUUACUGAGGAACCAACCUUCAUCCCUGGUCCCUGGCAGACAUGCAGCAAGACAUGCGGCGCUGGCAUCCAGCAGCGGACCGUGAAGUGCCAGGUGUUGCUGUCUUUCUCCCAGACUGUUGCUGACCUGCCAGAUGACGAGUGUGAGGGAGUCAAACCUGCUACAAGUCAGCCCUGCUACCGCACUCCCUGCUCUGGUGAUUUUGGCAAAGGAAAAGAAAGCAAAAAGGAGGGGGAGGAAGAGGAGGAGACACCUGAAAGAGAGGAACUGCAUGACUGGGAGUAUGAAGGAUUUACGGAGUGUUCAGAGAGUUGUGGAGGAGGUGUGCAGGAAGCUGUAGUCAUCUGCCUGAACAAGCAGACCAGGGAGGCAGUGGACCAGAGCCUGUGUGUGAGCUUCCGUCGGCCCCCACAACUCCUGCAGGACUGCAAAACUCAGCCCUGCCCACCCAGAUGGGAAACAGGAGAGUGGAGUUCAUGCUCUGCUACCUGUGGGGUAGGUCUAAUGACCCGCACUGUGGCAUGCACUCACCAACCCUCUCGGGACAGCAACCAUACUGAGGUUUUGAGGGAUGAAGACUGUCAGAACCCCAAGCCCAGUCCUGUCCAAGCCUGCAACCGCUUUGACUGCCCUCCUAUGUGGGACACACGUGUCUGGGGACAGUGCUCCCAGAGCUGUGGUGGUGGAUUUCAAAGGAGGCAGGUCCUGUGCAAACAGCGGUUGGCAGAUGGCAGCAUCUUGGAACUGCCUGACACCUUUUGCCCUUCCAAGAGCCCUGCAAACCAGCAGCCCUGUGCCAAGCAAGAGUGCCCACCUCAGUGGGUCACAACUGACUGGUCCCAGUGUUCAGUGACCUGUGGAAACGGCAUUCAGAGACUACAGACAGUCUGCAGAAAACAAGGGGAAGAUGAGGGACAUUGGACCAUAGACCCUGAGAACUGUUCCCUGAUGCCCCGGCCCACCAGAAUCCGGCCAUGCUCCCUGAGGCUCUGUGAGAACUCUGUCAAGCCUGGCGCUGCCAUACUGACCCAGAGGAAGGUGUAUAUCCAGUGGAGGAAGGGCAAAAAGUUACACUUGGUAGUGGGCGGCUAUGCCUACCUUCUUCCCUGGACAACUGUGAUCCUUCGCUGCCCAACCCGUCAUUUCCGCAAGGGCCACAUCCAGUGGUUGAAGGAUGGAAAGCCUAUAAUAAGCAUUCCACACGUCUCCUUAACAUCAUUAGGAUAUAUGAAGAUUCAACAGGUUCGUGCAUCUGAUGCAGGAAUAUACACAUGCAUCGCAGGUCCAACACAAGAGCACUUUGUCCUGCAGAUAAUUGGCAACAAGCAGAAGCUCUCUGUUCCAGAGUCAUGGCGCCUCACAGAUGGGCUACAAAAGGUUGGGCAGCCAUUUGUGGCCUCAACAACAGAAAGAUUUCAGGAUCUCCCCUUCUCCCUCAACCAGUAUGACAACAUUGUUGAGCAUUUGCUUGAACUCAAAGGUUCUCUCCAAGAUGAAAAAGACACUGUUGAUAAACUGCAUUCUAGUGAAAAGAACAGGUCUGCUCUGGAGGAUGACAGUUCUGAACUCUCAAGUUUGCUCAUAAUCACUGACACCCACAGGCUGGAUGAGAUCACGCGCAACCUCUCUGAAGGCCUCGGAGGACCAUGGGGGGAACAACUUAUUGCCCAGUUGCUCCUUGAGCUCACCAUGACACAAGGUGAAACCAAUGAGUCUACUCUUCAUCCCCCAGGAAGUGCAGAAUCCUUCACGCAAGGGCCCCUCCUUUACAAACCAAAUAUCAAAGCUCACACGUCCAGGCCAAGAAGCCCGGUGAUAAUCCAGCGGUCCAGAAAAGUGGUGCCAUCGUCUGACAUGAUGGUUCAUGUGGGAGUGCCAGUUUUGGUACAGAAACCCAUUCCUAGUUUGGAGCUGAGGUGUGAGGCACUUGGGAACCCUGAACCAUCCCUAACAUGGACAAAGAAUGGAAAAGAGUUGCACUACAACAGUAGAGUAGGCCUGUUGUCCACAGGAUCACUGAGGAUCCAGUCCCCAAACAAGGUGGAUGAGGGUCUGUACACCUGCACUGCAAGGAACCGUUUAGGUUCUGCAUCUCUUUCAUCUUGGCUGCAAGUUACAGGUGGCAAAGGAAAGAACUGUGUCCAAGGUAGUGGUAUGGUAAUAAAUGGCCGUAUAUGCUCUGAGAGGAGUAACAACAGCCAGUCAGCUGAGUUUUGCCAUGGACAAGCCUGCCCCCUCAGGUGGCAAGUUGAUCCGUGGUCACCGUGCUCUGCCAGUUGUGGAGGUGGAUCCCAGACCAGGAGUGUCCGCUGCAUGAAAGGCCCUGAGAGCAGAUCAAGAGAGUUGGGGAGCCAGCACUGCGUUGGUUUAGGGAGGAGGCCCUCUCAAUCUAGGCUAUGCAACCAGCUGCCCUGUGCAAGAUGGGCCACUACCCCCUGGGGACCGUGUCAUGGUCAAUGUGUGGGUCCUAGUUCGGCCACACAGCACCGUCAUGUUUACUGCCAAGACACAAAUGCCACCAAAGUCUCCCACAGGAUGUGCAGUGGACUCCAGAGACCCAGCUCCCUGAAGAAUUGCUCCACAGAGGCCUGUGCCCUUCAGUGGCGUGUAGGGCCGUGGACACAGUGCACUGCCACCUGUGGUCGGCAUGGCUUCCAAUCACGGCACGUGACCUGUGUGCAUCGUAGAACUGGAAAGGUCACACGCGAACAUCACUGCAUGUGGAGGCCUCGCCCUCCCAGCUGGCAGCGAUGCAAUAUUUUGUCCUGUGGAAGAGCAGGGGAGUGUCGAGACAGCACGAGAUACUGUGAGAAGGUCCGACAGCUGGAGCUUUGUCCUUUGCCCCAGUUCAAGAGCCGCUGCUGUCAUUCCUGUCGAGACACCUGAGGCCAGGAUGUAAGACGAGGGCCGUGGACAGACUGGAUAGGACAGACUUGAAACCGCCGUGCUCCAUCCUCAACACCCACAAUUGUCUUCAAUGCUCAGUCUUGGAUGGGUAUACCUGAGUGUGGAGUGAUAUUUGGAUGGUCACACCUGAACUGGCUGUGUUCUACUCUAAUUUGAACAUUUUGAGAGGAGUGACAUGUCUGUUAAUGAAGGCUUCAGUUCCUUUUAAAAUCUGAAAUUCAUGCUGAGAGCUUUCCUAAAUUACGCAAAAGAAACUUGUGAUCAGGGGAAUUUGGAGUUUUCCCUAAAGAAACAGAACAAGUGUUGUGCUACGGUGUUUCAUUGUAUCGCCAUCACUUCAUGUCCAAAAUAGGGUGAAUAUUGUCAUGCACAAAGAAAAAAUUACGGUAAUAUAAAGUACACCUUAAAAUUGAUUCACUUCAUACCCAGGAAUUCUGGGUUGACCCCAAGGCUUUUGAUAACCACUGGAUAAUUGUUUGUUUGCCUUUAUUGUAGUCCAAAACAGUGUAGAUAACAAGUUUUUAUGAUAAACUCCCUUUGUUAAUGAAUUCUGGGGAAACUCUUGUUUAAAAUACAGUGUUAUGUUGUAUAAUGAAAAGUGAAUAAAUGAAAAGUCAUUAAGGUGAAUAAAAGCCUUAUUUUUGAUAAACGGUGUACAUUUGGCUUCAGCCACAUGGGAAAUAGAUCAUGGUCUAUGCUGUCAUUUAAAUUGGAUCAUUUGAAGAGUAAAUUGAAAGACAUUUUAAGUGCCUUUUUGGCUGAAAAAAGUAGGACAUGAUAAAGAUUUAUCUUGCAUGGGUUGCACUAUGGAGGUUCAGACUGAAUUAAGUCAAUUAAAAAUAAACAAACAAACAUAAAAAAAAAUGCCUAUUUUUGCACUCAACUCAUCCGAGUCCUUGUUAAGAACAUGACUUGUCGAGUUUUUUUUGUUCUAUUGUUCAUAUAGAUUGUUUCUUUUUUGUUGUUUGUUGUAUUUGCUUUGUCUUGAAAAGAUAUUUGUGAAGAUGUCCCGUUAACCACUUUGUGACAUUACACAGCACAACGCAACGUGAGAUGAUCAUAGUAGUUCCUUGUGAGCUAAUAAUAGCUCAGUUUGUCCAGUCCUACUAAAUGCUUUGCUUUAGUGUGACAUUUCAGGAAAACGAUACAGUAACAUUUGAACGUUCCUAUAACAUUUGGCAGUUCUCACAAACCUUUCUAGUAUUUCUUCUUCCAUGGAUGGAUUUCAAUGUUAGUUGUAAAUAUUUACAUAUUUAGUUAAAAUAUGUAAAUAUGACCUUGGUGUUAUAUUUGGAUGUUGGUGAAACAGUAGGGAACUUUUUAAAGUUCAUUAUUAAUGAACCAUACAUUACUGUGCCAGAUAAACACAAGCACUUUUGACAUUAUUUCCUGCGUUCCACAGUUCUUGAUCAUCAAGUGCAACAGAUACCUUAACAGGAGACUACUUGGCCUUUCAGUGGGGUGUGAUUAUUUGAUUUUGUGAGAAGAAAACAUAAUUAACGUAUUACUUUUGCUCUUAAGUUAUGUAGAUAUUUGUUUUGUCCUUUUACCUAUUUAUUUUCAUGUGUGUUCUUGUGCAUAGUUUUGUAAAUAAUUACAUUGGUGGGUUUUAGGAUUUAGUAUUCGUUUCCCCAUAGUGUUUUUUGGUAUUUGAUGUGCAUGCAAUGGGGACCCAUUGUUGGUGACUUAAUGUUUUGGUGUCUGCUCAUGCCUGGUUAAUCUUUAAAUAAAACCAAAUACAUUCCUUUUA